ACAAAUUUGUAAAAAACAACAAUUUAUUGGCAAAUAGAUUUUAAUUUAUCAAUUAAAUUUGUAUAAUAAAUAUUUUUUAAUAAAAUUUUAUUAAAAAUAAAGCUAAGAAAAACGAAUUAAUGAUAUAAACAAAGUGUUGUUGGAAAAAUAAAACGAAAUAAACAAAACAAAGAGUACAAAAUUCAACGGGAAUAGCAAGUUGUUAUAAAAUACACUGUGAGAAUAAAUUAAGUUUAACCAUUACGUAUGUUUGUAGGUAGUUUGGGUUAAUUUAAACGUCUAAUACCUUAUCGCGCUCUCUAGACAUUCUCUACACACAUACACUUCCUAAUCGUACAACACCAACAUCAAUCAACCCAUCCCGUACAAAUUGUUUGUAUAUUUUUCUAGUUUUAUUUGUAUAUUUUUUUUUUAUUUUUUGCCAUUCUAACUCAUUUACAUACAAAUUUGGUUUGUAAUAAUUAUAAUUUUUAUUGAUAACUUUUGUAUAAUACAUUGGCAUCUGAAAUUAUUGUAUUAUUGUUUAAUUAUUACGAAAUAUUAGUUGAUUCGCACACAAAACAAAACCCAGAACAAAUAAAAUUAUACAUACAAAUAUAUAAAAAAAAAACAAAUUCAAUUAAAUGUCGUCUAGUCUAAAGUAUGUUGGUUUAACAGUUUUAAGAUCGACAAAUUUCAAAACAACAAAGACGUUUGUGACAGCCAACACGGCAACAGUAGCAGCGGCAACAACAAAAUCGUUACAUUUAUCAAUUACUUCAAAAUUAAAAGCAAUAACAACAACACGCAAUUAUCAUCAACUCUCUUCUAUUGAUCUAAAUAAAAAUUGGAGAGCAAAACCCCAGCAACAGCAAACAGCUGUCAGAAACAGCAACACUACUUCCUUAUUAAAGAUAAUAAAAAAAGUAGAUAAAACAAGAUUGUUAAGUACAUUUCAUAAAUAUAAAAACAUUAUGGAUGCUCCACCUGGCAUAUUUAAGGGUUCUUUGGAUCGUUUCAAUGGUGUAACUAUAGAUUCGUCUGAGGAAUUUAAUGCUGAGGAUAAUUUUAGCGAAAAAUUACAAAAAUCUUUGGCUUAUUGGCAGGAGCAAAAGAAACGAGCCAUUUGGUUUCAUGUUAAAACUGAACAUUCGGAAUGGGUGCCAUAUUUAACCAAGAUGAAUUUCGAAUUUCAUCAUGCCAAAGAGGGCAUGGUUGUUCUCAAUCGCUGGCUGCCCGAGGAUGAAUAUCCCAAUUUACCCGUCUAUUCGCAUACCAUGCUGGGCGUUGGCGGCCUAGUGGUCAAUGACAAAAACGAAGUGCUAGUAGUAUCCGAACGUUUUGCCCUAAUACCCAACAGUUGGAAGCUGCCGGGUGGUUAUGCAGAGCCGCACGAAAACCUAGUCGAUGCGGCCAUACGUGAGGUGCGCGAAGAGACCGGUGUCGAAAGUGUUUUCAAUACCGUCAUCAGCUUAAGACAUGCCCAUGGCGGACCUUUCGGUUGUUCCGAUAUCUAUUGUGUGGUAGCUUUGACACCCACUUCUCUAGAGUUGCAGCGUUGUGAACGUGAAAUAGCCAAAGUGAAAUGGAUGCCGUGUGAGGAGUAUUUGCAACAUCCCCAAGUCCAUGAGACAAAUAGACAUUUUCUGCGUUGCUUUUUGGAAUAUAAAAAGCUAGGCAUACGCUUCACCUGUGAAUUGGCUCAACAUCAAAUUCUGAAAAAGGACUAUUGUUUGUAUUACAUGAAGGCCGUUGAAGAGGAUGAGCAGGCCACCAAGGAAUUGGGCAAACUGUAACAUUUAAUGAGAGUUUGAAAUUUAUGUUAUAACAUAAAUAUUUAUGUGCUAUGUGUAAGCGUGUUUGUAAAAUAUUUAGAAAGAAAAAAGCUGUGCUUUUAUUUUAACACAUUCUUUUAAGUAAAAUUUUUUAGCUAAAAAUUGUAUUUUAAAUUUGUUUAAACACAAAAAACUUAAGUUUUUUUUAUAAAUAAAACUAUAAAUUGUUACUAAUAUUAAUAAA
Molecule: messenger RNA, 1998 nt
Organism: Calliphora vicina (urban bluebottle blowfly)
Lineage: Eukaryota; Metazoa; Arthropoda; Insecta; Diptera; Calliphoridae
Exons: 5
Coding region: 624-1775 (383 amino acids)
Molecular function (GO): NADH pyrophosphatase activity; ADP-ribose diphosphatase activity; NAD binding
Source: RefSeq, a predicted model, not a curated record